Salvia hispanica is the source of this 2093-nucleotide messenger RNA. RefSeq names its product Protein kinase superfamily protein. Lineage: Eukaryota; Viridiplantae; Streptophyta; Magnoliopsida; Lamiales; Lamiaceae. Gene Ontology annotation, biological process: protein phosphorylation. The record is from RefSeq and is a predicted model, not a curated record. Gene Ontology annotation, molecular function: protein kinase activity; ATP binding.
GUAUAAUAUUGCAAUUUAAAAAACAUGAUGAUUCCAUCAUCGGCUAGUAAAAUUCUCAUCGGCAUCCCUCUUGAUGCCAAUGUGAGUGUGGAUCUCCUUGGUUGGGCCAUUCGAGUCAUUGCUCGCCCCGGUGAUUCGAUCAUCGCAUUGCACGUUAUAGGGGCCAUGGAAAACAAGAACAAGAGACAGUCAGCCAGGAAACAGCAGAAGCAGUUUCGUCAGGCGAAAUCGUACGUUAUAAACAUUAUGGGAGAACUUGUCAAGACCUGUCGGUCUAAUGAGGUGAAUAUGGAAGCUAGAGUGGGAGCGAGCUCCAGUCCCGGUCGAGGCCUAGUAGAGGAGGCCCGAAACAUGGGUGCUGACUAUCUCAUCAUCGGCGGCACCCAAAGAAGAUCAAACAGGUUUUCUACAAUCUCCCACUACUGUUGCACCAAUGUUCCACAAGGUUGUUCACUAGUCAUGCUUCGUCCAACACAACAACCCAACCUUCCGGAAUUUGAGCACGAAUCCAGUAGCAACUGGUCGGAGAAGAAUUUAUCUACUGAAAAUUCCUUCUCAUCGGAAGAGAACGAGUCGCACGUGAAGUUGAAAAGGCCAUCGCCAAGAACGGUGCUUGGUAUAUGUGAGGAAGAUUUGGAUAGUGGAGAAAGCUCGGAUUCAUGUAGUGUUGCCAAAUCAACGGUGUCCGGGAGGCCCAAGUCCCCGUUUCAGAUUAUUUCGUCGCUAUUCCGGCCAUCGUUCGAUUGGAGAAUGGCCAAGAAGAAUCAGAAAGGGAAGCAUCAACCAAUGUUGAAAUGCUUCACAUAUCAACAAAUUGCAACUUCUACUAAGAGUUUUCACAAUGAUAAUUUGAUAGGACAAGGAGGGUAUUCGGAAGUUUACAAGGGGGUAAUUGGGGAUGGAAGCCAUAUUGCAGUGAAGCGUUUGGCUAAGGACAACAACAAUCCAACUAAGGAAAAAGAAUUUCUAAUGGAGUUGGGAAUUAUAGGACAUGUCAACCAUCCCAACACUGCUCAAUUGCUUGGUUAUUGUAUUGAAAAUGGACUUUAUCUCAUUUUCCAAUUGUAUCCAAACGGGACACUAUCGUCCGCCCUCCACGGACAAGCAAGCAACGGCCUAGAUUGGCCAACAAGGUACAGAAUAGUGCUAGGGAUAGCAAAGGGACUACAUUACCUUCACAAAUGCUGCAAACAUCGCAUAAUUCAUCGAGAUAUUAAGGCCUCUAAUGUUCUUCUUGGUCCAGAUAAUGAGCCCCAGAUAUCCGAUUUCGGGCUAGCAAAAUGGCUACCUAGCAAAUGGAGUCACCAUGCUGUGAUUCCAAUUGAGGGCACAUUUGGAUACCUUGCACCUGAAUAUUUCAUGCAUGGAAUUGUGGAUGAGAAAAUUGAUGUUUAUGCCUUUGGAAUUCUGCUUCUAGAGAUCCUAACAGGCCGACGUCCAGUCGAUGCCACCAGGCAGAAUUUACUUCUUUGGGCAAGGCCUUUGAUGGAAUCAGGAAAUUUACGAGAAUUGGCUGAUCCAAAAAUGAAAGGUAGAUUCCAUAUGGAGCAAUUGUAUAGAGUGGCUUUAACGGCGUCGUAUUGUGUGAGACAGUCUUCAAUUUGGCGACCUUCUAUGACUGAGGUGUUGCAAUUGCUAACGUAUGGUCAAGACUCAGAGGUGGGAAGAAGUAGCUGGAGAAUACCAAAAUUCACUAGUGAUGAAAUGGAUGAUUAUUCUAUGAUUUUUGGAUACAAACUUCCUUCUGAUUUAUCUUUGGAGGAUAUUUGAAUUCCAAAUAAUCUAUUAAAAUUCUUACUUAUUUACUAACCUUUACUUGGUUUUAACAUAUUUACUUGGCGAAGUUUGAGAACGGAGAUGAAUAAAUUUUUUUUCCUUUUCAUUUAAAAAUUUGAGUGGCUAGCUAUCGAUAGGGUUGGGUGUGUUUAUUAACAAAGACGAUGCAUUUAGGACAGGGUUAUUGUUCAUCUUGUAAUUUUCAAUUGUGUAUUUUUCUCUUUUAUUUUGUACUAAUAAUUAUUGUAUUUCGUAGAUAUUGUAAUGUAGAGAUGUUGUUUUUGAGAUGAAUAAGAUUCUAUUUCGUUGUCAUCCUA